GCAUUUACCUAUAGUUAUAAUCAGAAAUUAAAUAAUGUUUAUUUUUAUAUUGCCGAUAGCAAAAACACGUUGAAAUAUUGGAAAAAAAGGCAUACCUUGUUUUCCAAAUUUGACGAUGGAAUUUUGAUGGACGAGGAGAGCUUUUAUUCGGUCUGCCCCGAAAAGCUCUGCGCUUAUAUGGCCGAACAAUGUGGCAGAGUUAAAGUGGCCGUAGACCCGUUUUGCGGCGCCGGAGGGAACGUAAUUCACCUUGCACGUAGAUUCGACAAAGGUACUGUAAUAUUUUUUGCAUUAAAAAUAAAUAAAACCGUUUUCGUAGAAAUAAAAUGAGAAAACAUAUUAUCUCUACUUAAUUGUAAUUACCGAAAUAUAAAAAUUGUAUACAAUGUAUAGAUGUAUGUACUUCUCAUAAUACUAAGAAGUAAGUCAAAAUCGUUUCAAGUCACCUCGAUUGACGGUAUAAUAAUUUAUUAUUUAUGUUUGAAUUCAUUAGAACGAUGCCGUAUCAGACGUUGCUCCCAAACCGGUCGACAUCCACC
Messenger RNA from Acyrthosiphon pisum (pea aphid), 539 nucleotides. RefSeq names its product trimethylguanosine synthase-like. Lineage: Eukaryota; Metazoa; Arthropoda; Insecta; Hemiptera; Aphididae. The transcript has 2 exons. Bases 127 to 330 code for a protein of 67 amino acids. Gene Ontology annotation, biological process: 7-methylguanosine cap hypermethylation. The record is from RefSeq and is a predicted model, not a curated record. Gene Ontology annotation, molecular function: RNA cap trimethylguanosine synthase activity. Gene Ontology annotation, cellular component: nucleus.